Molecule: messenger RNA, 390 nt
Organism: Penicillium mononematosum
Lineage: Eukaryota; Fungi; Ascomycota; Eurotiomycetes; Eurotiales; Aspergillaceae
Exons: 1
Coding region: 1-390 (129 amino acids)
Source: RefSeq, a predicted model, not a curated record
AUGAAUGCAUCAAGUCGGGUCGCUUUGAAGCGAACUCGUACCAUCUUCCUCUCGGACGGCCAGCCUCACUACGAGAACCUCAGCAGCAUUCCCGAACUGUGGUGGGUGUCGGUGAAGCUUACCGCCGAGGACCGCCUCUCUUCCGAUGAAGAAUUGAUGGAUCUUGUGGCUGACCGUUGCCGUGCUGGUGACUGCGCGGUCACCAACUAUGAUGCCUUGCACCACAAGCAGGAGCUUUGUAUCUCGUUCCCGGUUAUGAACUGUGACAAGGACCUUGCUACGCGAGGUUGGAUGAUUAUCGUUGCAGGACUUGCUGAGCACUACCAGAUGGAGAUUGCCGCCGGACGCCUUACGGUUGAUCGGGAUUAUGUUUUUGGGCCUAGGGUCUAA